AUGGCGGCCAGAGCACGGGGACCACCCUGGCAGAGCCAGCCCCCAGCCCGGGCCGCCGACUGGGAGGUCAGCCUGGGGGAGGGCGGUGGAGCGAGGGACCCCGGGGAGCGAGGCUCUCUGGCUCUUAAUCCCCCUGAAGGUUGCAGAUCAAAGGCGCUUGUACGAGGCCAGGCUAUGCUGGUGGGGCAGGGGGCGGCUGGGCCGAGGACUCGCGACGGCCAGCCCAGGGGGAGCUGGCUCUGGGAAAGUUGCCAGAGCGCCCCCGCGGGCCUUGGUGGAACUUGCCUCUCCCGGGGGCCGAGGGACGGGCGCACCGCGGGGUCGGAGGGGAGCUGCGGACCCCAGCCCAACGGCCGCCGCUCGUGGAUGUCACCACCGCGCGGAAGCCGGCUCCGAGGGCUCAGGGCUCGGCCGCUUCCCGCCACAGCGCCCGGUGCGACGCAGGCCUCCCAGGAGGCCAGGGCUCGGGAGAGAGACGUGGCCCCUUUGUCCGCUGGCCCGGAAUGCUCGGGAGUCAGAACGCGGCCGUGGCCAUCGGGUCAGAGCGGAUCGCGGGGACUGGGCGCGGACGGUGACAGCGGCCACCAUGGAGCUGUACGUGGGCGCCUGCGCCAAGGUCGCCCACGGCACCGCCACCAGGACGGCAGCCAGCACCCUGGCCGCGGACAGCAGGCAGUGUGGGGACAUGAGUGCCGCUCGGCCGCCGCCCUGGGGGCGCACAAAACCCGCUUUGCGGAGAUGGGAGCAGCUCAGCCCGUGGAUCUGCCCCUGGGGGUGGAUCUGCCCCUGGGGGUGGAUCUGCCCCUGGGGGUGAAGCUGCCCAUGAUCCCAGGAACUAACCCUGUCUUCGUUACUACGAAUCUAGGCGAAAAUGUAAACUCACUGCGCUUUCUUCUCCAUCAGUGACAGCGAACACAAUCUACUGAUGCAGUCUGACCUAACGUGGGGCGGGGGGUGUUGGGUGGUGAAAGCCACGUCUAACCCAAGGUACUGUUUAGAAGCCGUAUAAAGCGAUUUCAUCAA
Messenger RNA from Heterocephalus glaber (naked mole-rat), 1023 nucleotides. The record is from RefSeq and is a predicted model, not a curated record. NCBI's taxonomy places the organism in Eukaryota, Metazoa, Chordata, Mammalia, Rodentia, Bathyergidae.